This is a messenger RNA of Bradysia coprophila, 1379 nucleotides long. RefSeq names its product cytochrome c oxidase assembly protein COX18, mitochondrial. Gene Ontology annotation, biological process: protein insertion into mitochondrial inner membrane from matrix; mitochondrial respiratory chain complex IV assembly. Gene Ontology annotation, cellular component: mitochondrial inner membrane. Lineage: Eukaryota; Metazoa; Arthropoda; Insecta; Diptera; Sciaridae. The record is from RefSeq and is a predicted model, not a curated record. Gene Ontology annotation, molecular function: membrane insertase activity.
GCCACUGCAUACCAAACGUAACCUCAAUUUUACAUUGUCAGUCGAACACGAAAAGUGAUCAACAACAACGUCUAUUUCAUCCGACAAAAUACUAAAUUUAUAAGCGAUUUGUGGUUGGAAUGUGUGAUAAAAAGACCCCAACGUAAUUUAAAUCCAAAAAACAAUCAGUGCAACGGUUGCGCUCAGCUCUACCCAUCAAAAUGUUAAAAGUUAUGCCAGUUUGGAGAUCAUCCAUACCAAGACUCACUAUCAAUGCACCACAGUUCAGUACUCUCUGCCGACCAAACUGCAUCAACCAACAACCACUAUUAUCGGGAUCAUCUAAUCCGGCUCUACCACGGUAUCAGAACAACCAUCGCCACUUCAGCAUCGCUUCAUCUAUUUCAAAUAUAUGGAUAACAAUAUCCAACAGCACACCAGUAGCAUAUUUUCAGCAAGGAUUAGUCUCGUUACACGACGCAACUGGUCUGCCAUGGUGGGCUACCAUAGUUCUAUCGACGAUUCUCUUACGUUCCUGCAUCACCGUACCGUUAACCAUCUACCAGAACAAAAUUGUAGCCAAAAUCGAACUGAUAUCCAUGGAAAUGCCGGACAUCGUAAAGGAGCUGAAAGUGGAAGCGGCACAGGCUAAACAUUUGUACAAAUGGACCGACAAACAAACGAAAAAUGUGUUCAAUCGAUCGGUGAAAAAACAGUGGACUGCCCUAAUCGUGCGUGAAAAUUGCCAUCCAAUGAAAACAAUGAUAGUUCUCUGGGGUCAAAUACCGUUGUGGAUCGUACAAUCAGUGGCCCUUCGCAACCUAAUCGGCAUGAUGCCGAAUCCGAAUUCAUUUGAAGCUCAACUGGCCUUCACGCAACUGACCAUGGGUGGAUUCGGUUGGAUACCAAAUUUAACGGAAAUCGAUGCAUCAUACAUACUGCCCGUUGCGUUGGGAAUGAUAAAUUUGGCCAUCAUUGAAAUUCAAGUUAUGUCGAAGAUUCGUCCGCCAACAAAACUGCAAAAGUAUGCGUCAAAUUUCUUCCGGAUUCUAAGUGUGUGUAUGGUGCCCAUAGCCGCAACAGUGCCGUCAGGUUUGGCAUUGUAUUGGACAACGUCGAGUGCAUUUGGGCUGGCCCAGAAUUUGGUGCUAAUGUCACCGAAAAUCAAAAGAAUGGCUGGUGUUCCGGAUACGCCUAGUCAAUUAGAGGAUCCCUACAAACACUUGAUUGAUAUGACAAAAGAAAGGUGGAACAAUUUGCAAAGUGUUUUUCGUUUCAAUAAAUAGAGUUGCCAAAGAGCUGGAUAAUUUGUUGUUUCUAUGGAACAUUAGACUCACCUUAAUACUUCUUGCGAUGUUAAUUUAAUGUUUUCUAUUAAAAAAUAAAAAAUCAAAGUUGAA